UACUUAACUUCUCCAUUUAAGGAAAACAUAAAGAUGCAGAGUCGCUCAUUUAUUAUCAACACGGACGUUGUUUCUUUAUAAAUAAAUAACUCUGUUUCAAUGCAUACAUACAUAGAAUCUUGAAACUUUUCUUUCAUCUUCUUUGUUUUCUCUCACUCACUUUGAUAGCAAUGGAGAUACAAAGAGUUCAAGACAUAGCUUCUUCAUUCAAAGACGCAAUACCAGAAGCUUUUAUCAGAUCAGAGAAUGAACAGCCGGCAAUCACAACCGUUCACGGCGUCAAACUUGAGGUUCCGGUGAUUGAUAUGGCCGACCCAGAUCAAGAAAAGGUGAAGAAUUCAAUUAUUGAGGCUAGCGAGAAAUGGGGAAUGUUUCAAAUUAUUAACCAUGGGAUUGCUAGUGAAAGUAUAAGCGAGUUACAGAGAGUUGGUAAGGAGUUUUUUGAGCUUCCACAGGAAGAAAAAGAAAAAUAUGCAAAGAAAGCUGGUGGUAAAGAAGGAUAUGGAACACUUCUUCAGAAAGAAAUGGAAGGAAAAAAAGGCUGGGUGGAUCAUUUGUUUCAUAACAUUUGGCCUCCUUCUGCUAUUAACUACAAUUUUUGGCCUAAAACUCCUCCUUCUUACAGGGAGACGAAUGAGAAGUAUGUAAAAGAGCUACAUGAGGUGGUAGACAAACUCUUUAAGACCUUGUCGUUAGGAUUAGGGCUUGAAGAGAAUGAAAUAAAGGAAGCUGUAGGUGGCGAUGAUUUGAUUUAUCUUCUGAAAAUAAACUACUAUCCGCCGUGCCCGCGGCCGGAUUUGGCAUUAGGAGUGGUGGCUCAUACAGACAUGAGCAGCAUCACCAUUCUUGUGCCUAAUGAUGUACAAGGUCUUCAAGCUUCUAGAGAUGGCAAAUGGUACGAUGUCAAUUACAUCCCCAAUGCCCUAGUCAUCCACAUUGGCGACCAGCUUGAGAUUUUGAGCAAUGGAAAGUACACGAGUGUGCUACAUAGAACAACGGUGAACAAAGAGAAGACAAGAAUGUCAUGGCCAGUGUUCUUGGAACCACCCUCAGAUUUUGUGGUCGGACCUCAUCCCAAGCUUGUCAAUGAAGACAAUCCAGCGAAAUAUAAGACCAAGAAAUACGGCGAUUAUUGUUAUUGCAAGUUAAACAAGAUUCCUCAAUAAUUUCUUCUCAGUUGGAAGUACUAGAAUUUGGUAUUGUAAUAGUAACUAUUUCUGAAAAACUAUGAGCUAAUAUUCAAAUAAAAUAAUAAAGUAGAUUAUAUAAA
Molecule: messenger RNA, 1270 nt
Organism: Mercurialis annua (annual mercury)
Lineage: Eukaryota; Viridiplantae; Streptophyta; Magnoliopsida; Malpighiales; Euphorbiaceae
Product: flavonol synthase/flavanone 3-hydroxylase-like
Exons: 3
Coding region: 171-1166 (331 amino acids)
Source: RefSeq, a predicted model, not a curated record